CCGUGGCGUUAUUAGACAUUUUAACGAACAUUUCAACGUGCAAUCACCAUUAAAAAGUGCCUAAAGUCGGUUUUCUUCCAUGAAAUACUAAAACCCGACUCCCCCGCACCAUUAUAUGUUCAAGUGCGGGUGCUGGUGGCCGUUUUACCACAUUCACAGUUUUCGUAGAUAGUGUCCAAGUUGUUUUCAUCAAAAAAUGAACGCAAAUAAUGCUGCUAACAAAAAUAAUGCCGAAAUGGCAGACAGCGACGACGAAUACGAUAGAAAGCGGCGCGACAAGUUCCGCGGCGAAAGGGCAGAGGCCAGCUACAGGGGUGCUGAAAGAGUUUCCAGACCAAGGGAUGAUUGGUCCGAAAGGGAAUCAUGGUCUAGGCCCAGGCAGAGGGAGUACAGGAGCGGGAUGAGGGACAGGGGAUACUCGCCGGGACUGGAGCCGGCACCAAAGAGGCUUCGGCAUGACUAUUAUGGGGACAGUUAUUAUAAUCAUUAUGCACCGUACCAUCAGCCAGCUCACAGACCUAAUUUCUUCAGAGAACCCGCCAGCGCCCCUCAAAUCGAGGGCCAACCGCCGCCGAUGAUGUCGUUUAAAGCGUUUCUAGCCACCCAGGACGAUAACAUUUCAGAUAGCGAGGCGAUCGAGAAGUACAACGAUUACAAGCUGGAGUUCCAACGGCAGCAGCUCAACGAGUUCUUCGUGGCCCACAAGGACGACGAAUGGUUCCGCCUGAAGUAUCAUCCUGAGGAUUCUAUAAAACGUAAAGAAGAACAAGCUGCAGCAUUAAAGAAAAGAUUGGAGGUUUUCCUGGACCUACAAGCUUCCGGUGCAAUUGAUAAGAUUACAAUUGACUGUCCUAGGACUAAUGAGUUGCUUAAGCUUUUAGAUACUGUAGUUAUUAAGCUUGAAGGAGGCACUGAUGAGGACUUGGCCCUUCUAGAAAAAGAAUAUACUGAAAUGGAAGAAAAAUACAAAGAACAAAAGGCAAAAGAAGAGGCGGAGAAGGCCGAAAAGGCGGCCGAAGCAGCUACAAACAACCUGAAAAAGGAGGACAGCGAAACAACCGCCGACAAAUCCGACAAAACGGAACUUAAGACCAAUGGGGAGUCCGACAACAAACACGAUGAAGACGGCGAACUACUGGAAGACAAGCCCGGCGACGUCGUGGACGUCGACAAGAAAUCCGACGAGGACAAGAUGGAGGAGGACCAACAGGUGGACGAGAAAGAAGACGCCUCCAAAGACGAGGAAGCCUCAAAAGACGCCGAAAACGAGGGACAAUCCUCUGAGGUGAACAACGACGAGGAGAAAAAGGACGAUGACACGGAGAAGGGCAAGCCCGAAAAGAAACGUAAGAGGUCGUACUCGGGUAGCAGCAGCUCGUCGAGCAGCAGCAGCGGCAGCGAGGACGGCGGCGAGAAGAAGCAGGAGGGUGCGGGGGAGAAGGGUGCGGAAGACGAGAAAGAGAAGGAGAAAGUGGAGAAAGACGACGACAAAAUCCAGACGAUAGAGGACGACAAGCCGGACAAGCCGAAGUCGUUGCACAAAACUACGUCGAUCUUCCUGCGGAACCUGUCGCCCACCAUCACCAAACAGGAGGUGGAGGCGAUGUGUUCGCGUUACGACGGCUUCCUGCGGGUGGCCCUCGCCGACCCACAGCCGGAUAGGAGGUGGCUGCGGCGGGGGUGGGUCACCUUCAAGCGGGACGCCAACAUUAAAGAGAUCUGCUGGAACCUGAACAAUAUCAGGUUGCGUGAGUGUGAACUGGGGGCCAUCGUAAACCGGGAUCUGAGCAGGAGAAUAAGGCCGGUGAACGGGAUAACGGCCCACAAGUCGGUGGUCCGGUCCGACAUCCGCAUCGCCGCUAAGGUGACGUUACACCUUGACAACAAGGCGGGAUUGUGGCUGGAGGACGACGACAAGAAGGAGAAGCCACAACAAACCUUCGGAUUGGUGUCGAACAACCCUGUUUUGCACAACAUCACCGACUAUUUAAUAGAAGAAGCCAGCGCCGAGGAGGAGGAAUUGUUAGGACUUGAACCAUCAUCAGACAACCAAGAUGCAGUCAGUACGGUAGAGAGGGAUGACAACUUGAUCCACGUAUUGGACCGCAUUUUGUUGUACUUGAGAAUAGUCCAUUCCGUCGACUAUUACAACCACUGCGAGUACCCGAAUGAGGACGAGAUGCCCAACCGGUGCGGCAUCCUCCAUGCCAGAGGUCCUCCCCCAACGUCCAAGACGGACAUGACCCAAUUCAUCGGCAACGCCGUGGAGAGCAAAAUGUCCAGCUUCCUGCCCGACAAGCCGGCUGCCGAGGGCAACACCAACGAGGCCAAACUCAUUAAUUUGUCGCUUAAAGACGUCGACACGGAGAUCGACAAGUUCGUGCAGGCCAACACGAGGGAGCUGGCCAAAGACAAGUGGCUGUGCCCGUUGUCCGGGAAAAAGUUCAAAGGACCGGAUUUUGUGCGUAAGCACAUCUUCAACAAGCACGGCGAGAAGAUCGAGGAGGUCAAGAAGGAAGUGGAAUUCUUUAAUAACUACCUCAAGGAUCCCAAAAGGCCGAUGCUGGUUGAGACGGCGCCACCUAAACGUGAGGAACCGGCGCCCUACAGUCAUCCAAGUUACGGUGGUGGUGCAUCUUAUGGAGGAGGUGGGUAUGGAAGGCCUCAACCAUACUACAAUCAAGGCUUCCAAAGGUCUAGGGGUUACCCACCCAGGGCAAGGGGCAACGCUGGGGAUUUCCGACCGAUUAUACAUUACAGAGAUCUAGAUGCACCAAGGGAACCAGAAGAGUUUAUUUAAAUUUACUUUUAUUUAGUUUGUUUUUUGUAUUCAGUUUAUUAUAUAAGAUUAAUUGUCUUGUAUUGUUUAAUGAUUAUUAAGUAUUUUAUAUAUGACUUGCUUAUUAUAGUUUCAUGUUUUAUGAAUUCAAAUAAAUUAUCCUAAGUCGCA
Messenger RNA from Aethina tumida (small hive beetle), 2950 nucleotides. RefSeq names its product serrate RNA effector molecule homolog (gene Ars2). NCBI's taxonomy places the organism in Eukaryota, Metazoa, Arthropoda, Insecta, Coleoptera, Nitidulidae. The transcript has 9 exons. The record is from RefSeq and is a predicted model, not a curated record. The coding region runs from base 197 to 2800 and encodes 867 amino acids. Gene Ontology annotation, cellular component: nuclear body. Gene Ontology annotation, biological process: mRNA processing; primary miRNA processing. Gene Ontology annotation, molecular function: nucleic acid binding.